AUGACUGGCCGUCUAAAAAAGAAAGAGAAGGACGACAUCGGCGUGUGGUCGAGACCUCAGGUUCGCUUUGGUUGUAGCACUAUCUCGGCCAUCGCCGAGGCGCCUUGGCCACCCUGGGACCACGUCUCGCGCGUUGAAAUACGCCGUGGGCCCUGGUCCCAAUGGCUUGCGUUGGUGCUGCCCCGACUCCCUCGGUUUGUUCAGCGCGCCACGCGGGCCUGGUUUCCCGGGUGGUUUCUCCCCAACCGGAUCGUGCUCAAAAAGCUCAAAGCCGACUGGGAUGAGGAGUUCGACAAGGAGAUUGCCACUUACCAGCGGCUCGAGGAAUUGCAGGGCCGCGUGGUCCCCAUCCUCUACGGCGAAGGGAGAUGCGAUGGGACUCGCUGCCUGCUGCUGUCCGAGGUUGACGGUGUCCGCGCCGAUCAGCAAAAAAAGCCACCUAUACCGCUUGACGAGUACAAAUGGCGGGUGGAGGCGGCGCUCCGCGAGUUGUAUCAGUUCGACGUGUUCCCCACCGACGAAAAGCUGGCCAACACCAUCUUGACCCCCGACGGCGGGCUCGUAUUCGUGGAUUUGGAGCACACGGGCGAGCGGGAGGAUCCGGAUCUUGAGGCCGAUGCAGCAGGGUGGGCGUAUUGGUACCGAGACUGGCUGGAGAUCAGGUGGGGGAUAGGUCGUCCGCCGCCGCCGCCCCCUAGUGACAUGAGACCCUGCGAGGGCCUGAUUGUACCGCCGCUGCCGCCCGGCUGGGCCAAGCCGGUGGUUCCGCUGCCGUGUCCACAGCCGCGCGCACGGAAUUCGCGCGGCCUAGAUGCUGUCAAUGGCGAGCGCGUCGUCAUGGCCAACGAACCCGAUCAAUAG
Gaeumannomyces tritici R3-111a-1 is the source of this 861-nucleotide messenger RNA. RefSeq lists its product as hypothetical. The record is from RefSeq and is a predicted model, not a curated record. The coding region runs from base 1 to 861 and encodes 286 amino acids. NCBI's taxonomy places the organism in Eukaryota, Fungi, Ascomycota, Sordariomycetes, Magnaporthales, Magnaporthaceae. The transcript has 2 exons.